This is a messenger RNA of Arabidopsis lyrata subsp. lyrata, 1115 nucleotides long. Its product is annotated as transcription factor DIVARICATA. The record is from RefSeq and is a predicted model, not a curated record. The transcript is spliced from 2 exons. Gene Ontology annotation, molecular function: DNA binding. The coding region runs from base 257 to 898 and encodes 213 amino acids. NCBI's taxonomy places the organism in Eukaryota, Viridiplantae, Streptophyta, Magnoliopsida, Brassicales, Brassicaceae.
AAGAGAGAAACAAAAUACAUCCCAAUUGCAGAGAAACCGUGUUGAAGUUGGUCUCUGAGCUGCUUCUUCCUUCCUUUUAUUUUUAUAUUUCCAGCUCUUUAUUUCCCAUAUAUAAAAAACUUUCCCAAGAAUAAAAACCAAAGAAUCCGUAUAAAUUAUCCUAACAGUUUCUUCCACCAUCCAACAAAUUUCAGAUUUUUUUUUGUUUUAUACUCGAGUCUUCUUAACCAUCAACAACAACUAAAAUCCUUGGAUUAUGGCGUCAAGUCAGUGGACGAGGUCGGAGGAUAAGAUGUUUGAGCAAGCUUUGGUUCUUUUUCCUGAAGGAUCUCCUAAUCGGUGGGAGAGAAUCGCUGAUCAGCUUCAUAAAUCUGCUGGUGAAGUUAGGGAGCAUUACGAGGCCUUGGUUCAUGAUGUUUUCGAGAUUGAUUCUGGUCGAGUUGAUGUCCCCGAUUACAUGGAUGACUCGGCGGCGGGUUGGGACUCGGCUGGUCAGAUCUCGUUUGGGUCUAAACAUGGUGAGAGUGAACGCAAAAGAGGAACUCCUUGGACAGAGAACGAACACAAAUUGUUUCUGAUUGGGUUGAAGAGAUAUGGUAAGGGAGAUUGGAGGAGUAUCUCGAGGAACGUGGUUGUGACGAGGACGCCGACGCAGGUCGCUAGUCACGCACAGAAGUAUUUUCUGAGACAGAACUCGGUGAAGAAGGAGAGGAAAAGGUCGAGCAUCCAUGAUAUCACUACGGUUGAUACUACUUUAGCUAUGCCUGGGUCUACCAUGGACUGGACUGGACAGCAUGAGAGUCCUGUUCAGGCACAACCGCAGCAACAGAUUCUGUCUGAGUUUGGUCAGCAAUUGACUACUCCUGGUCAUUUUGAGGAUUUCGGGUUUCGGAUGUGAAGAAAUGGAAGAAAUAUUGGGAUGGUUUUAGUUUAAUAGGGGUUUUACUCAUUUUAUGUGAAUACGAAAAAAAUAGGAUUGGGUAUUUUCUUAUACAGAUGAUGAUGGUGAUGAAAGAAUAAAAAUAAUGUAUAGGAAAGCUUUUUGUAAACACAAAUAUGUUUGGUAACCAUUUUGGUAUUUUGAAUCAAUGCAUAUGGAGGGUUUUUUUCGAUUA